CAUUCAUAGACCAUGCAAUAACACAUAGUCGGUAAGCAUAGUAUUAGUACCACUACAGGACUGGAACAGGAAUCUGUCUAUGUCGGUGUUCAUAUUCAUAUUUGAUCCCAGCCUACUCUCUUUCUAUUUCCCCCUAAUUCUACUUGUUUUGUUUGCUUUGCCCCAAAACCAAAUGUUUCCAUUCAUCUCCAAGGACAUAAAAUGAAAGAAGAUUGAAGUUGGGAAGAUGAAGAAGUUUUAAAAGAAAGGUAAAUAUAAUUUUAGGAGGAGCAUUCAAGAAAAAUAACUGCACUAGUUAGAAAGGAUUGCGGCUGCCUAAAGUAUUACACGAGAGUCUACGGAUAAAAAAAGAGGAGAAUUAAAUAAUAACAAUAAACAGAGGGAAAAGGUACAAGACAGGCAACGGUCUCAUGUGGCUGACUAGGCAGUGAAUGUGGCUCAACUGUAGCAACUUGCCUUCAUUUCUGCUGUCAUUCAAAAAUGGGGUUUAUAUUCAUAGCUGAAAUCUCUACCCAUUAUCACUCCCCUUGAAAGUGUUCCACCUUCAUCCUCAUUUUUAGGUUUUAGCUCUCUUUGCAAAGCUUUUCGAACUCCUACACUGAAUACAUUGAUUGUUUGUUUUUUCUUUCUUUCCUUGGUUUUUAGAGUUAGCUGUAAUCUAGAAGAGGAGUGAAAAAGACAAAAGAGAGAAAUAAUGAAGCGAGUUCUGAUAUGGGUUUUGAGUUUGUGGAGUAUAGUUGGGAUUGGUUGGAGCCGAUCUGAAGAUGGGUUGCAAGAACUUAAAGCUAAAGACAGAUUACUUUCCUUCUUAGAGAAAGAUGCAGUAUCCCCUGGUGCCAACUCUCUCAUGAUUCCCCUCACUCUCAUUCAAGGAGCUGCUUCUAAAGGAGCUGUUUGUCUGGAUGGGACGCCUCCUGGUUAUCAUCUGGAUCGUGGGUUCGGCUCUGGUUCAAACAGCUGGCUCAUCCAAUUGGAGGGAGGCGGAUGGUGUAAUACCGUUCGAAGUUGUGUCUUCCGCAAAACUACUCGACGUGGUUCAUCAAAAUUUAUGGAGAAGCGACUAAAUUUUACUGGAAUAUUGAGCAAUAAAGCUGAAGAAAACCCUGAUUUCUAUAACUGGAACAGAGUGAAGCUACGUUACUGUGAUGGGGCAUCUUUUGCUGGGGAGGGCCAGAAUGAGGCUAACCAACUUUAUUUUAGAGGACAAAGGAUCUGGUCUGCUGCUAUGGAGGAAUUAAUGGCCAAGGGAAUGCAGAAUGCUGAGCAGGCUCUUCUUUCUGGAUGCUCAGCUGGGGGUCUAGCUUCCAUUCUUCAUUGUGAUGAAUUUAAGGAUAUGUUUCCAAGCACUACAAAAGUAAAAUGUCUAAGUGAUGCAGGCGUGUUCCUUGAUGCAACCAAUGUGGCUGGUGGACAUACCUUAAGGGAUAUGUAUAGGGGUGUGGUUACCUUACAGGGUGUGCAAAAGAAUCUUCCAAAUACUUGUACCAGCCAAAUGGAUCCAACUUCGUGCUUCUUCCCUCAAAACUUGAUUGCAAAUAUCCAGACCCCUCUGUUCCUUCUCAAUGCAGCCUAUGAUGCAUGGCAGGUCCAAGAGAGUUUAAUUCCAUCAUCUGCUGAUCCUCACAGCUUCUGGCGUGACUGCAAAAUGGAUCAUUCUCAUUGUAACUCAUCACAAAUGCUGUUUCUGCAAGACUUCAGGAAUCAAAUGCUCAGUGGCAUAAAUGGUUUCUCAAUGUCCAACCAAAAUGGUUUAUUCAUAAAUUCUUGUUUUGCUCACUGCCAGUCAGAGAGACAGGACACAUGGUAUGCAAAUGAUUCCCCUCGUAUUGGAAACAAGGCAAUUGCAGCAUCUGUUGGAGACUGGUUCUUUGAUCGAACAGCUACUAAAGCUAUUGACUGUCCGUACCCCUGUGACAAUACUUGUCACAAUCUUAUCUUCAAUGAUGUUACUUCAACCAUAACAAUCUCAGAGUCGACAAGAUUGACAUUUACUCCCCUAAAUCUGCUUAAUGCCUUCUUGAUCACCUUAAUAUGUGUUCCAAAUGCAUCAUGGGGUUUCAGUUUGGACAGUGACUAACAAUUAUAACAUUAAAGUCCAAAUCCUAGCCAGAUAAGGUGGGUUCAUUUUCUUGCAAUUUAAAUCAUUCACUUAAAGCGCUUCUUUAGUAGCCACUGCCUUUCUUUUCAACCCUUCUGUGGUUGCCAUAGUUAAUGCCCUGGAAUGAUUUGCACGAAAGUGAAGAGGGGGAUGUUUCUUGGUGUCUGCCAAGUAUAUGGGGCUGGUUCUUUAUUUGCUCUAUUCUGUUGUAUCAUACAAAUUUGGAUUCACAUCAAUUCCACAUUGUUUUUCUAGGUGUUUUUAGCUUUAUCUUGAAAUUUGUAGCAUUUGAGAUACUUGGAUAACUGAAUAUAAGUAGGCAGGAUGUUUAAACAUCUUACCUGAAUAUCCUGAUUAUUGUGUGAGAUUUGCCUAAUCCAUGCUAAAGGUUUGGUAGGUGAUGUCAUCAAUGAUAUUUCAUGGUAGUUACUUUUCUAUGAAGGAAGUUAUUAGUUCUUUCCA
Molecule: messenger RNA, 2560 nt
Organism: Gossypium raimondii (Peruvian cotton)
Lineage: Eukaryota; Viridiplantae; Streptophyta; Magnoliopsida; Malvales; Malvaceae
Product: pectin acetylesterase 6
Exons: 13
Coding region: 695-2077 (460 amino acids)
Biological process (GO): cell wall organization
Cellular component (GO): plant-type cell wall
Molecular function (GO): pectin acetylesterase activity
Source: RefSeq, a predicted model, not a curated record